Trichophyton benhamiae CBS 112371 is the source of this 1923-nucleotide messenger RNA. Its product is annotated as phosphoinositide-specific phospholipase C, putative. The record is from RefSeq and is a predicted model, not a curated record. Gene Ontology annotation, biological process: lipid metabolic process; phosphatidylinositol-mediated signaling. Gene Ontology annotation, molecular function: phosphatidylinositol-4,5-bisphosphate phospholipase C activity. The transcript is spliced from 3 exons. Lineage: Eukaryota; Fungi; Ascomycota; Eurotiomycetes; Onygenales; Arthrodermataceae. The coding region runs from base 1 to 1923 and encodes 640 amino acids.
AUGCAGCUUUUCUUUUUCUUUUGCUCUCUCUUUUUUUCAGCACGCAUAUUGGCUAGUUUUACCCCCUCUUCUGCACUUGUCCCUCUCCUUGACUUUCUCUUCCCUUACGUUCAAUUUUCAAUCCCGGCCUAUAGGUUGACCCGGAUGCUCAUAUGUCUUGAGAUUGACGUCUGGGACGGUGUACUGGACCAAUCGAGCUCCGAAUCAGAAGACAAUCCAGAAGAUGAUCACAAAAAGAUGCACAAGAAAAGACACGAAAAAGCUCAAAAGGAGAGCGCUGGCCUGUUCAGCUUGUCAUCUCUUUCAGAUCGCUUUGGUAAACUCGGCACCAAAAGCACACCUGAUCCUGUGCCUGCUAAGGCCCCGGCAACAGAUGCAAUACGCUGUGAACCCCGAGUAUUUCACGGUCAUACACUAACUAAAGAAGUAUCAUUCCGUGAUGUAUGUUACACAAUCCGUGAUAAUGCAUUUGUAACUAGCGACCUGCCAGUGAUCGUCAGCCUGGAGGUUCAUGCUUCCCAUGAACAGCAAGAGGUUAUGGUUGAUAUCAUGACUGAAGCAUGGAAAGGGCUUCUUGUGGAGCUCACCCCUGAAAUGGAUGCCCAGAUUGCCAAUGGAGACUUAGACCAUCUUUCUAACCCAGGCUCCCUGAGGAAUAAAAUCCUGAUAAAGGUGAAAUGGGUAUCUCCCGAUAAAGACGAUACCCCGCCUGCCGAAGGGUCCAUCGAGGUUAUUGACCUUCAGACUGUGGGCGGAGACGGUGAUGGAGCUCAGAAUAAGGCCGUAGCUGGAUCGACGUCGACGAAAACAAAGCCUCAAAAGAUCAUUCAGUCCCUUAGCCGACUCGGAAUAUUCACGCGCGGUUAUACUUUUCAUAACUUUGCUCAACCUGAGACUGAACUCGUUGGUUGCUGUGUCCAAGAAAAAGAUUACUCUUGUUCCGAGCAAGAAAGUGAUACAUUCCCUACGGAGUAUAAUCUACGGAUACUGAGUAUUAACUUGUACGUUCUCACAGAAGCGAAGAUUCCACAUCAUAUAUUCUCGCUCUCAGAGGCCGCAGUGAAAGCUGCACACGAAAAGGAACGUCAAGCAUUAUUCGAUCACAACAAAGAAUUUAUGAUGCGAACUUAUCCCUCAGGAAUGCGAGUAGAUUCCUCGAAUUUAGACCCAUCUUUUGCCUGGCGUCAAGGCAUUCAAGUUGUUGCUCUCAACUGGCAAAGUUGCGACAAAGGAAUGAUGCUGAACAAAGGGAUGUUCGCAGGAAGUGGGGGAUGGGUGCUGAAACCCUCGGAGUAUCGUGGAUCGGCUGCUCGCAGCAGUUCGACAAGCUCAUCGCCGCAGGAGCAGCUGGCGGCCGCCGUCAACGACGGGGGUCCUAAGAGUGUGCAGGCAAGUACGAGUGUUCGACGCAAUGUGAAUUUGUCUAUUGAAAUCUAUGCAGGACAGAACAUAAUGGCGGGGGAUGGGAAGUCAAAUCCCAAAAGUUUCCAUCCAUAUGUAGCCUGUCAUUUGCAUGUUGAACGACCCAAGGACAGCAUCCAUGCUACCAGCAAGGAUUAUGACAGCAGUGACCCCAACUACAAAUGUCGAACUAAAACUUGCAGCGGCGCCGAUCCGGACUUUGGAGGCCAAAUCCUCCAAUUCCCAAGCGCUCCUGGGAUUCUUGAAGAGCUCUCUUUUGUCAGGUUAGUGAAAGCCCAGCCAAUCACCCCCUUUUCCAUCCGACCUGCAUAUCACAACCAGCGCCGCAUCGUUAGGAGGUGUGGAUGGGUGCUGAUAUGUUCGACGUCUCCACAUGCCAAUGUGAUUCCUUUUUCAUGGCGGAAUCACCUGGUGACUCCUACAUACGCCCUCGUAGGGAUGUCUAGAGUACGGCGUGCGGGCAAGAGUUUACUGUCCCAACUUGGAGAGGGGACGGAGUAG